Dentiscutata erythropus is the source of this 453-nucleotide messenger RNA. The record is from the annotation of a GenBank genome assembly. Lineage: Eukaryota; Fungi; Glomeromycota; Glomeromycetes; Diversisporales; Gigasporaceae.
AUGCACUAUGAUAAAGACACGAAAUUAGACGAUGAGAAUGGGAAAUUAGACGAUGAUAAAGACUCUAAAUCAAACGAUAAAGACGCAAAGUCAGAUGAUGAUAAAGACGCUAAAUUAGAUGAUAAAAAAAAUCAUGACAACAAUAAUAUUAAAAAAAUACUUCUUGGAUAUCUUAGGGAAUUUCCUCAGGAUAAAUUUAAUGGUUCGUUGAAGGACAAUAAUCUGUUGGAUCAGAUGAUAAAAUCAUCUACAGAGUUGUCAAAUACACAAAAAGCAGAGUAUCAAAAGAUCAGAACUUCUAUUAAUAAUAUUUACAAGGACGAAGAGCAUGAUCAUUAUUUUGUUGAUCCGGAUGAUUUAGAGUAUAUUGCUAUUUUUCUCGAUACGUCAAAACUUUUUUGGAGACAAGAUAAUGAUCCAGAUUCUCAGAUUAGUCAAGCGAUUAGCAAUUGA